This is a messenger RNA of Daldinia childiae, 1668 nucleotides long. RefSeq lists its product as uncharacterized. The transcript has 5 exons. Gene Ontology annotation, cellular component: membrane. The record is from RefSeq and is a predicted model, not a curated record. Lineage: Eukaryota; Fungi; Ascomycota; Sordariomycetes; Xylariales; Hypoxylaceae. The coding region runs from base 1 to 1668 and encodes 555 amino acids. Gene Ontology annotation, molecular function: transmembrane transporter activity. Gene Ontology annotation, biological process: transmembrane transport.
AUGAGCGUGACCAAAGCAUCAGCAGCAGAAGCCGAAUAUGCAGCUCCAUCACCGAGCCCUCAUCGAGAAGGGCAUGAUGGCAAUGGCAGCAAAGACAUCGCAGCCUCAUUUCUCGCCAAAAAUGUUGCGGGGCAAAGAAUAUCCGUAACUCCUGCCGAUUCAGCGCGUGUUUUGCGACGCAUCGACACCGUCAUACUUCCUAUCAUGCUGACAGUCUACUUCCUGCAAGGCCUCGACAAAACGACACUUGCAUACGCUUCAGUAUUCGGACUGAUUGAGGACACCGGGCUUGUGGGCGACCAGUACAGCUGGUUGGGCAGCAUCGUAUACCUGGCGCAGCUUGUCAUGCAGCCACCGCUGGCGUGGUUACUCGUGCGCUUACCUAUCGCUAAGUUCACGAGCGCCAUGGUGCUCCUAUGGGGUAUAUCUCUCACAUGCAUGGCAGCUGCGCAUAAUUUUGGCGGUCUAUUAGCCACGCGUUUCUUCCUGGGCGUGUUUGAGGCGAGUGUUGCGCCCAGCUUUGUUGCUAUCACGCAGAUGUGGUGGAGGAGACGAGAGCAGACUGUCAGAACUAGUUAUUGGUAUGCUAUGAAUGGUUUUACGAAUAUGUUUGGCAGUUUAAUCACCUACGGCCUAGGCCACAUAUCAUCGCAACUACGUUCCUACCAGAUCAUAUUCCUAUUUUUCGGAAUUAUCACCGUUGCAUUUAGCUUUGUCAUGUUGGCCUUCAUGCCGGACUCACCAGUAGAAGCAAAGUUCUUAAGUGACGAAGAUAAACUAAUAGCUGUUGAGCGGUUGCGCAUGAACCAAAUGGGAGUGGUAUCACGCGAGUGGAGAAACGAUCAUCUCAAAGAGGCUCUCACGGACCCUAAGUCAUGGCUCUGGUUUGCGCUAUUAUUCUCGAUCAGUAUUCCGUCCGGUGGGAUCUCAACAUUCGGACCGCUGAUCAUAAAGACUUUUGGAUUUGACCCAUUCGGGACUAUCCUCUUCAACAUCCCCUUUGGGUUCGUACAGCUGGUUGCGACCGUUGGCGGGGCUGUCGUAGCUCAGAAAAUCAAGAUGAAGGGGCCUGUUAUCGCCGCGCUUUGCCUACCACCUAUAGCCGGUUGCGUGAUGCUUAUGGUGCUUCCCAGAGAUGCUUCUCACCGAGCACCCCUUUUAGCUGGAUACUACCUCAUAUCAGUUUAUCCGGGAAUUACCCCGCUCAUUUACUCUUGGGCAUCUCAAAAUACGGCUGGAGAUACUAAAAAGAAAUGUACCAAUGCCAUACUUCUUAUAGGCCAAUCUGUGGGAAAUGUGAUCGGCCCGAUGUUAUACUCACAGACAGAAGCGCCAGGUUAUACUAAGGGCUUGCGUUCGAACCUAGCGCUCUAUAUCGUAAUAAUCGUACUAACCGGAAUAACUACUACAUACCUCAAGUUUCUUAAUGCAGACCAUGCUAAGAGACGGGUAGCUAUGGGUAAGAGUGCUGUUAUCAUUGAUACGAGCCUCGAUUCUGCAGAGGUGGCAGCGGCACAACAAACUCGCGAUGAUAUGGAUAAGAGUGCUAGGAACGCCGAGGAAGGUGACAUCGCUGCUGCUUCUAAUGAGGAAGUGGAAAGGCCUGGCGAAAGAGCAUUUGAAAACCUAACUGACCUUCAGAACGAGGAAUUUGUCUUUGUUUUCUAA